GGUUUCAACCCGCAUAAGAACACGCCCGAUGCAAAGGGGGUGAGCGCCCAUCGCCAGAGAUCACCACGACAAAUUAACGUUUGUUUAGCAGCAAGCUGGGCUGUUUUGAACCAGAUAAGGGAGAAGAACGAUAAGAAGCAGAUCCUCUGUAGAAUCAGCCAAAGGAAAAUAUGCCCACAUGCUGUUUAACGAGCUGUUUGAAGACUACUCCAACGCUCUAAGACCAGUGGAAGACACAGAUAAAGUACUGAAUGUCACCCUUCAGAUCACACUGUCCCAAAUUAAAGACAUGGAUGAAAGGAACCAAAUUUUGUCAGCUUACUUAUGGAUUCGCCAAAGCUGGUACGACGCAUACCUCAGAUGGGACAAAGAUAAAUAUGAUGGGUUGGAUUCUAUCAGGAUUCCAAGCAAUUUGGUUUGGAGACCAGAUAUUGUCCUAUAUAACAAGGCUGAUGAUGACUUUUCGGAACCAGUUAAUACUAAUGUAGUGCUGAGAUAUGAUGGAAAAAUCACUUGGGAUGCGCCUGCUAUCACAAAGAGCUCUUGUGUAGUGGAUGUGUCUUAUUUUCCUUUUGACAGCCAGCAGUGCAACCUUACCUUUGGGUCCUGGACCUAUAAUGGUAAUCAGGUAGACAUCAUCAAUUCUCUUGAUAGCGGUGACCUCUCCGACUUCAUAGAAGAUGUGGAAUGGGAGAUUCAUGGUAUGCCAGCAGUUAAAAAUGUUAUCACUUAUGGCUGCUGCUCUGAGCCUUAUCCAGAUGUCACCUUCACACUGAUUUUGAAAAGGAAGUCCUCUUUCUACAUAUUUAAUCUGUUGCUUCCUUGCAUUUUGAUCUCUUUCCUGGCCCCACUGGGAUUCUAUCUCCCUGCAGACUCUGGUGAGAAAGUGUCUCUGGGUGUUACAGUUCUUCUUGCUCUGACUGUGUUCCAGCUGAUGGUUGCAGAGAUCAUGCCCCCAUCUGAAAAUGUACCUUUGAUAGGAAAGUACUACAUAGCAACCAUGACCAUGAUCACAGCUUCUACUGCAUUGACCAUCAUUAUCAUGAAUCUCCAUCAUUGUGGCUCAGAAGCAAAGCCUGUUCCACAGUGGGCUAAGGUGGUUAUUUUGGACUAUAUGUCAAAAAUCUUUUUUGUUUAUGAUGUGGGUGAAAAUUGCACAAGUCCAAAAAGAGAAAAGGAGGAAGAACAUAGGUUAGAGGGGGAUGAUGCGUGUCAGAGGAGGCACAAAGAGGCAAGGAGUCCUCUUUCCACUAGGAAUGAUGACUGCAAUCUGAAGGAGAAGCUCAAUGGAAAUUGGAAUAAAAGCUAUGGAGUUCAUGGUGAAAAUGUUAGGGAGACUGUUAAUUGCUGUUCUUGUUACAAAAUGCUGAUUAAAAAUAUUGAGUAUAUUGCUAAUUGUGUUAGAGACCAUAAAGCAAACAAGGCCAAAGGAAUUGAGUGGAAAAAAGUUGCAAAAGUGAUGGACAGGUUUUUCAUGUGGAUUUUUUUUAUCAUGGUGUUUUUUAUGAGUGUGCUGAUCAUUGGGAAAGCUGCUUAACUGAAAAUGAAUAUGUUCCUUCUGUAGAUCUGAAUAUUCUUCAUUAGUUUGUUUAGGAGGAAUUCAGUGAUAGGGGUGCUUUCGAGAUCUUUGUCUUGAAUUCUGUAACAAUAAAUAAAUUGAUGCUGUAGGCUGUGACAGCGAGUUGAGACAUUUCAUAACUGAGGACUUUGCUGGUGACUGUUCUUGCCUUUUAGUAUGGUGUGCUGAUGAGGCAGCAGGAUAAGCAGUCAGUGUUCCACCUUGGUGGGUGCUGGCCAUGACUUCAGGCUGUCUGGGCCAGAGCAGCAGUGGAACAGACAGCCUUGCAGGGAGUUGUAUAACCACAGGGAUGCUCUGCAGCUUGUAAUUUGAGCAGUCCUUUCUCUCUUCCAGGGGGAGAAAAAAAGUGUAUUUGUGACAUGGUGACAUUUUCUGGAGAUCAUCCCUUCAUGGUAUUGCCUUUUUUCCUUUUAUUUUCACUUGACUUGAAAAUGUACGUUUUCUUGUUACAGCUCACUGAUCACUUUUCCUAUCAUUUCAUAGGCUCUACAUGUCUACCUGCUGUGCCUUUAGCCUCUAAUAUGAUUGACCUUACUGACUAUGAUCUUCCUCUUUGUCAUUUCUGUUGCUGAAUGUUACCGUAUUGUCACCAUGACUCCAGUACGCCAGAUUCCCAGGAUUUCUUCCUCACUGAGGGUGUCUUCAAUUCUUUCUCUUGAGCCUAAUAAUAGGAAGGACUUCUCCUGUCCUUCCUGUGUCUCAUUGCCCUGGGCACUCGUGCAAGAUGUGCCUUUAAAUGCGACUUGAGACUUCUGAAAAUAGGAGGCUGCGACUUCUGUCUUCUCUCACUGUAUUUACCUACCAGUGUUCACCCUUUGUGUCCCUUGUUUGCUCUUACAAGCUCUUUAAUACUUAAUUUUUAAACAGUUUACAGGAAUGCCAAGGUUGCUCUGUUGCAUUACUUAGCACAAAAUCAUGAUCUUACAGACUCAUUAAAGUAGUGCCAUAAUGAACACUAUUUGCUCAGCACCUUAGUACUUACAUGUGUGGGAAAAUGUUUGUUGCUGACAGCAUCAAAAACCCCUCUUCUAUCUAUUAAUUUCUCUUAACCCUCUCAGACUGAUAGAGCUCUGGAGGAUGUCUCUUAUGGUGAAGUAAGAAACCAGUACCCCGGGCAUGCCCAUGGCAAAUAAAUUGCUUUUGCAAAGCACCCUGAACUUUGAAACCAUGAUAUUCUAGAUGCAGUGGGAGAGGCAGAAUGGCAUUGUAAUGGAUCCCAGUCAAAAGUUCAUGUGAUAAAACUCAUUUUCAUAAUUGUCACAGUUAAUGGGAGCAUACCUAUGAAUCAGUAACUUAAGAGCAAGGAGUUAAACUGGUAAAGUGAUGCAGUUGUUCUGCCCAAAUUUAUUAGAAGAAAGGGAAUAUUUCUUUUUAUUUUGAUGAUGUAAAUGAUGCAUUGAAUUGCUAAUGGCAGGUUUUCUUUUGUGUGGAAUAAUUAACACUGUAAACUUAUCUGGAUUCUCAUACAUAAUGCAAGCCUUAAACUCCAGGUUUUAAUGUAAAGCUAAACUGGGUGUCUAGCCAAGAAUAGACUCAGUAUGUGGAAAAAGU
This is a messenger RNA of Hirundo rustica (Barn swallow), 3130 nucleotides long. RefSeq names its product cholinergic receptor nicotinic alpha 9 subunit (gene CHRNA9). NCBI's taxonomy places the organism in Eukaryota, Metazoa, Chordata, Aves, Passeriformes, Hirundinidae. The record is from RefSeq and is a predicted model, not a curated record. Gene Ontology annotation, molecular function: acetylcholine-gated monoatomic cation-selective channel activity; transmembrane signaling receptor activity. Gene Ontology annotation, biological process: signal transduction; monoatomic ion transmembrane transport; chemical synaptic transmission. The transcript has 5 exons. Gene Ontology annotation, cellular component: synapse; neuron projection; postsynaptic membrane. The coding region runs from base 179 to 1537 and encodes 452 amino acids.